GGUUGGCACAUCUAGAGUUUCAUUUCUUUCAUUAUUAAAUUUGUUCUCUUUUAAUAGGGCCUAUUAUAAUUGGGAAUACUGCUGCUAGAGAUAGGCCAGGUUUUCCUCUGAAACCUGGCAUGUUCAUGUCAAAUGAACCAGGUUAUUAUGAAGAACAGAAAUUUGGAAUAAGAUUGGAAACUAUGAUGAUGGUUGUAAAAGCUCAUACAAGGUAUCACUUUAACGACCAGAAAUUCUUUACAUUUGAACCUGUAUCUUUCGUACCGUUUGAACCAAAGCUGAUUAAUUUACAACUUCUUAAUAAAAAACAGAAAGAAUGGUUAAAUUGGUAUAAUAUGAAAACGAGAAAUACUGUUGGAAUAGAACUUAGAAGACAAAGCAGGGAACGAGGACUUCAUUGGUUGCUUGAAAAAACUGAAUACGUUCCUGUUGAUGGGGAUUUCAAUCAUGGUUCCAGUUUAUUAUCAAAAUCAAGCAUUAUUGUAAUUACUGUUUUCAUUUUGGUUUUGUUUUGAAUUUUAUAUUAUUAUGGACAUUGCUUUAAACUUUCAAAACUGCCGUUAAAUUUCCAGCAAAGUAAAGCAAAAAAAGAGAAAAGUUCAUAUGUUUUUUAAAAUAAUUUUUUGUAUCAUAAACUUUUGUGUAAUACUUUUGUAUACUUUUAAAGCAAAUAUAUUUUUGUGAGAUCAUUGUAAAAUUGUAUUCUCACCAAGAAAUCAAAUGUAUGUUCCAUUUCUUAUGCUUUCAGAACUGAGAAUUAUAAUGCACCAAAUGCUUAUACUGUAAUCUAUUUAAUUUUUAAUUAGGCAUCUGAGAAGAAAUGUGAGCUGCAAAAAAAGCAUUUUUAGACUGUGGUUUUAUGUUAAAAUGCAGUUUUUAACCUUAUAUUUGUGAAUACAGAUAUUGAAAAUUUGUUUUUCUAGUUUCGCAAAAUACACCAAAAUUAUAACAUUUAUUUUCAUUAAACAUGAUAAAAUUUUAAUCCUUAAUAUUUAUGUUAAAGCAGCUUCAAUUUUAUGACAGUAGAUAGUUAAUGCAGAGAGGCAUAUAUUUUAUUCAGCCAAAACCUUUUUUUAAUUUGGAGGGGUAGGAGGUUUGAAUGCAAUUUCAGAGAAUCUUCCGAUCAGUAAUAUGUCUGAUAUGACAAUCAGUAUGUUUUGACCGGAAAGAAAAUUAUGUCAUGUAUAAUUUUAUUUCUAACUAAGGUUUUUGAAUUAAAAGUGGAUUUAUAUGUAUGUUAGUUUUAAUGUGGAUAUAUAUGUUAAUUUUAGCAUAUUUUAGCAUGGAUGUUUGCUGUGAACCAUUCUGUGUGUUUUUCUAAUCUUUCUUUGCAUGUAUUCAAAAUUAUACACAAUUCUAUGAAAUAUGAGUAAGACUGAAAACUGUACCUGCCAAAGGGGAAAAAAAAAGAGUCUUCUACACUAUAAUUGGCCUCAUUCUUAAUUCUGAUCUAUGACGCUUUUCAUAUUUCCUUAAAUUAAUGUCUCAUAGUCAAAAUGAACUUUAAUGAAUAAUAGAACUUAAUAAGAUUUCUCAAUACAACAGAAUUCUUUAUGUAAGAUGCUUUAUAGAAAGUACCAGUUUCCAUUUUGCUUUAUAGAAAGUACCAGGUCUAUGCAAACUUUUUUGUUCUUAAAAAGUAGUAGAUGUAAAUAACUACUUAUGUGUGUAUUUACUAUAUAAAUAUCUGAAGGGAAAUGUUUGCUCAGAAUAUAGUAUGUUUAGGAUAAAUUCACUGCAGAAGAACCUGCAUUCUUUCAUUCUUAUUUGUUAUCAUUCUUAAUGUUUUAUAAUUUAGGUAUUUAAAAUAUCUUGAAAUAUGAGGAAAAAAUUUAUGCUUUUUUUGGGGGGGGAGGGAGGAUUAUAUAUUUUAUGUGUACAUCUGAAUAAGCCUGCAUGCCUUAGAUUAUUUCAUUUCACUUUUACGAAAUUCAUUAUACAAUAAGGUAGUUUUCUUAUCAUUUUAAAAAUUCUAAAAUUUAAUAAUUUCAGUGCAUUUUAACUCUUUUGUUAUAAUUAUAUAACAUACAUAAAAUAGCUCUGAAGCAUUCUGGUAAUUUUAUUUGUUAAACGAUAUUUCUCCAAAGAGGCGUUCUCUCCAAAAAACGCUAUUUUAUUGUUUUUUAUAAAGCUAUUGGAAGCAGUCCUGAAAGCCAGUUUUUAUUAGUUCCUUAAGAUGAUUUAUCACAAUGGAGUAGACAUAUUUUAAAAUCAUUCUCAUUCCUUUUAAACCAUUCUCCUUAUCACAGGAGUAAGUAAACUUGAAUGAACAGAUUAAGAAAACAUGUGGAAUGGCCCCAUUUAAUUUGCUAGUUUCAAUUUAUCUUGACACAUGAGUGUGCCAUUUCUUUUUCUUAAAGUACCAUAUGUAUGUCAGAGAAGAUGACUGUUGUUUCUACUGUUAAAAGGAAAAACGCGAACUUCCAUGUAAAAUAUAGCAUCAUAAAAGUAUUCAAAUUUGAUAAAUACCAUUUUCUCCUAAAGGAAGGGAAUUAUUCUGGGGACAUUUUUAAUGCAUUGAGUGGCAUGGCUGCCUUUCUAAAAGUAUUUUUAAGAAUGACUGACCUGAUGCAGCUAAAUAGGUGUUAAUUAAAAGCUCUAUUUUGUCCGAUAAACAGUUUCAAUUAGGAAAAACUCAUUAUCAUUUUGAUACAAUCAAAUACAAAAGUAGAGGAAAAGAAAUUACAAAACUUCCAUGCUUAUGUUAGAUACCAGUGUUUGCAGUGAUUGAUUAUAAUACUGCAUCUAUUUUUUAAAAAAUUGUAUAUAUUUAAAUGUUAUAAAUAUGUACUCAUUUUUAUUCAUCUGGAAUUUAUGUUCUUGAGCCAAAUCGUAGAACAUUUCAAUCAGUAGUAGAACUUUUCUUCAGUUUCAAUGUGAUUCUCUAUGUGUUUUAAGGUUUUGGAUACUACCUUGUUGUCUAGAUAAGGCAGCUAUUUGCACAAAUACAAUUUAUUUUGCUAUCUUUAUUAAUAAAGAAGAAAGGCUAUGAAUAUAAUCACAAAUUAUUUCAUGAAGAAGAAACGCUGUGAAUGUAAUAAAAAUUUAUACAACGUGUAGUUUGUCAAAGCAAAAUGUUAAUGUUUAUUUCAGUCUUUCAGAGGACUGAUUUACAAUUUAUGUGCAAAAUUGGGUACUUUUCUACUGCAUGUAAGUUAUCAGUCUUUCUUACCAGAUAUUUAAGGUGUAAAAUUUCAGAGAUUAUAAUUCAUUAUAAAUUGCAUGUUUAAAUCUAAUGCUAGAUUAUCUGGAUAUUGUGAACAGAAAUCUGACUACCAAAUUUAUUUUUAAAAGAAUGUAAGAAUAUUUAAUAACAUAUUUAUAUGAUUGUGUAUAUGUUAUUUUGUGAAAUACAUUAUUAAUAGCCAUUUUACAUUUGAAUAUUACUGUAAACGUAUUCAUUUAUGUUAGUGCAUUUAUAUUCAUACAAGUGUAAGUUUCUUUUUCACCUUGCCACUUUUACUCAGUACGGUUUUAGUUUAAAUCUUUGAGAAUGACAGAAAAUAUAUGUGCUGAAUUGUUGAUUAAUUUAAGAUCGUAAUAAGUAUGCAAUUUAUCAUAGUUAUGUUUGUAAGAUUUUAUUAGUUGAUUAUAAAUUAGUGUUAUUAUUUUCAUCAAUAAAAUAUUUAAAAAAAA
Molecule: messenger RNA, 3636 nt
Organism: Stegodyphus dumicola
Lineage: Eukaryota; Metazoa; Arthropoda; Arachnida; Araneae; Eresidae
Product: xaa-Pro aminopeptidase ApepP-like
Molecular function (GO): metalloaminopeptidase activity
Source: RefSeq, a predicted model, not a curated record